This is a messenger RNA of Vombatus ursinus (common wombat), 3960 nucleotides long. It is a transcript of the gene PHETA2, whose product is annotated as PH domain containing endocytic trafficking adaptor 2. Lineage: Eukaryota; Metazoa; Chordata; Mammalia; Diprotodontia; Vombatidae. Gene Ontology annotation, biological process: retrograde transport, endosome to Golgi; receptor recycling; endosome organization. The transcript has a single exon. Bases 553 to 1422 code for a protein of 289 amino acids. Gene Ontology annotation, cellular component: early endosome; recycling endosome; trans-Golgi network. The record is from RefSeq and is a predicted model, not a curated record.
UUUCGUUUUUACAUGCCCCAAAUUUCUCCCAUAUCCCUUCCCCUGGCCCCUCCAAGAGAGCUAUCCCUGAUAACAAAGAGUGUUUAGGCUUUAAUAGAACACCACCAGCUCGGACAAUUGCUGUAUCCAAGCACAGCCUUUAGUUUCAAUGGCACAGGUUUCAUCCCCCGGGUGACAGGCAGUGGGGGGUGCGGGGAGGGGCAGGGUAAAUCCGACAUUUACACAAAAGCGCUCUAGGAGAGUUUAAGGGGGGGAGGGGGCUCCACGGAGACCUCACAACCACCGGAUUGGGGGACGGAAUGUUUGCUUGAAUGAACCUAAGACAUCACCAGAAGUGUGACAUUCACGGGAUCCCCACUGGAAGGGGCUUCGGGGGUAUCCAGGCCUCCUGGCACUGAGUGAUUGGCCAGGACUGGAGCCCGGGCCCUGAGGCCCCAGAACACCCCACCUCCCCCGGCCUGGCUCCUUCCUCCCUUGGACCCCCGCCUCAGGUGCCUUCGAGCCAGGGCCUGUGGCCAGGGCUGGUCAGCAGGGCUUCCCGCAGGUCAGGGGAUGGUCCCCGGUUCUCCCCUCCUUCCCGCUGUUCGGACGAGGCCGUGGGGUGCCCUCUGUUCAGCUCCCGGCUUCCCCUCCGUCCGCAGGGUCCGGGCAGUCGGCGCCAUGAAGCUGAACGAACACAGCAUGGCCCACUACGCCGUGAGUGGCUCUCCCGUUGACCACGAGGGCUUCCUGCGCCGCUGCAGCAGCCAGGGUGCCCGCCAGCCAGCGGCCGGGGCCGGGGGCUCCUGCCCGCGCUACUGGUUCGUCCUCAAGGGGAAUCUGCUCUUCUACUUCGAGGGGCGGGAGGGCCGGCCCCCCCUGGGCCUCAUCGUGCUGGAAGGCUGCACCGUGGAGCUGUGCGAGGCCCCCCAGGAGUUCGCCUUCGCCAUCCGCUUCGACGCCCCCGGGCUGCGGCCCUACGUGCUGGCGGCCGAGGGGCCCGAGGCCCAGGAGGCCUGGGUGAAGGUGCUCUCCAGGGCCAGCUUCGGCUACAUGCGGCUGCUGGUGCAGGAACUGGAGAGGCAGCUCUGCGACACGCAGCUGAGCCUCGCCUCCCGCCCCGGCCCCCGCCACUGGCCCCACAGGGCCGGGCCCCCUCCGGACCGGCCACCCCCGCAGCCCGAGGCCGAGCUCAGGGAGGGCAGCGCCUCGGCAGGUACAGAAGGGGAGCAGGGGGCCACAAGGCUCCCCGCUCCCGCUGGCCGACGGCGCCUGGCCGAGAACUGUCCCCGGGGCCCGGCCGGCAUGCCCCUGAAUGGGGGGGACAGCCCGGUGUCCCCAGAGACCUCCUGCUUCCCCAAGCUGCAUGACUGGUACGGCCAGGAGAUCAUGGAUCUCCGGAGGGAGUGGUUGCAAGCCAGGGGCCUGGGUGGCGGGCUGUGAGGGGAGGGCAGGGGGGCAUGGGGCUCCUGACCCCCUCCCCCCCCGGGCAGUCUGGCUUGUCACCCUCCACGCUGCCCGUGGGGCCCCGGAUCAGCUCCGGGGGAGAAGCUGCCUGGUCACUCUCCUCGCCCGGCCCCAGCCCCCUCCUCCUUUCCUAUCUUUGUUACACCCCCGGGUUCCCACCGCGGCCAUCGUCCAAAGGGAGGUAUUACACCCCUCUUCUUUCCUUUCCCCAAUUUGCUCAGGACACGGGGCUGAGUCCUCAGAAGAAAGUCAGAAGGGAAAGAUGGCUACCGAAUGACUGGGUGACCUGAGGAGAAUCAGUGAGCAGCUCUGAGCCUCAGUUUCUCCAUUUGUAAGAAUAACCAGGAAGGGGAUCUCUAACAGCCCUGAAUCCUAUGAUACCAAAACAUGACAUAGCAAGAAAAAGGGUAAUAAUGAGACAGUGUAGCCUCAAGGGCAGGCAUUGUGACCCCCAUUUUACAGAUGAGGAAACUGAGGCCCAAGGAGGGGAGGUCCCUUGGCCACAUCUCACAGAGAAGGGCUGAGCCUGGGCCAUCUGCCUCCGGCCAGGGCCCUUUCCCUGUUUUGCUCUUACACCACCUGACCUUCAAACAGAGGUCAGGGGACCAACCCUUGGGGUGUCAUGGAGGGAUUCCUUUUGUGGUUGGAUUCGUUGGUUUCUGGUCGCAGAUUCCAGGAGUCUGUUAAUUCCCAGAGAAAGAAAAUAGCCUUGUGGCGAACAGGCCCACGGGCAGUUCCUAGUCCUUCAUCCCCUUCAUCCCCGAGGGAGAGCAGGAAGGAGAUAAGGACUCAGAGGCUACUAGAAGCCUCUAACUGCCUCCAAGCAUGGCUCUGGAGGUCAGCAGACUGGUCACAGGGUCCUGGACUGAAAGCUGGAAGGGCCUGCAGGUGUCAUCUGGUCCACCCCUUAUCCUUUUACAGAUGAGGAAACUGAGGCCCAGAGGGGCUAGGAAGUGCGUGAGGCAGGACACAGAGCUGCCUAAGCCCCUGGUUCCUGAGGGAGGGCUGAGAAGAUGGGGCGGGGAGGGUUCGUUCCUCCCUCCUAGCUCUGGAGUGAAUUAUCAGGACGGAGAGUCAGAAGGACGCCUAGAGUCCACUGGUCUCCCUUCUACAUGUCAGAGGGGUUGUGCUGCCCGCCAGAGCUGACGAGAACCUGGGACCUCUGGCUAGCUGGCUGCCAUCCCACGGGGGCAGGCGCCCGCGCUUUGACCCCUGCCUCUCUGGGCCCUGUACAGGAAUGCGCACAAAGGACCACGGGACCCUCAAAACAGCCUCUGUUGUUCCCAUCGGGUCCAGGGCAAAGCCCCCCACCCAUUCAGCAUCGCCUCAGGAAGCAGGACGAGGAAGCCCCUAACAUCACAGGCUGGGCCAGCCCCUGGCAGAGGGGGCAGCCAAGCUUGCCCUGGUGGCAUGUCUCCCCCCACUCAAGCUCUCUGGAGGCAGCUGGUGACUCAGUACACAGAGGGCUGAGUCUGAGUUCAAAUCCAGACACUGUAUGAUGCUGGGCAGGUCACAUCCCCUCUGCCUGCCUCAGUUUCCCCAGCUGUAAAAUGUGUUCCUAGUACCUCCCUCCCCACGGUUGUUGUGACCAUCAGAUGAGAUCUGUAAAGCACUUAGCAUGGUGCCUGGUACACAGUAGGUGCUAUAUAAAUGCUUCUUCCCUUCUCUGUGUCUCUGGAUUGACUCCAGCCUGGGUCAGAAGGGGCUUCGUCGUUACUGCGGUGGCUGUGUUGACUCCAGGGCUUCUUAGCCGAAGUUCACGGACCCCCCUGGUCUUGAGGGGGGCCAUGAACUUGGAUGGGGAAAAGUGAGGUCCUUCUCUCUAACCUCCCGUAGUGAGCAUUUCCUUCCAUCAUGAAUAGGAGCAUUUUAGGCAUGGAAGGGGCCUUCUCGAUGGGCAGGGAGGGGAGAAUUUGGAACUCUGGCCCAGCAGCAAACACUGGGCACUCAAUAGUUGUUACUGUGGGCAGAGCAACUGGUUUUCUGCUCCCCAGGGUCCUCAUCCACCAGAGCACGGGGCUCCCGUGGGGUGGGGGUGCUGUGCCCACGUGGUCGAUGGGUUUGGGGAUCUUGAAGGUGGGCCGGAGAGAUGGGGUAGGGGGCAGCCUCGUGCCUGUGGCAAUAGGGAGCCAUAGCAAUCCAUCCUGGGGCCGAGAGAGGAGGGCCACAAGAAGCGGGGUGGGGGCAGAGUCCCCAUUUUUGGGGUGAGGCUCACAACGGCCUCAGUGAGAAGUUGGUGCCACUUUUAUCACCCCCGUUUUACGGAUGAGGAAACUGUGGCACGGAGAGGUGAACCGACCCUGGCUCCUUCUGCAAAAUAAGGGGGGGCCCCUUCCAGCGCUAAGUGCAGAGCCGCCCUACACCUGCCGUGCCUCGGUUUCCUCAUCUGUCAAACGAGGCCCCCAGGAUCCCUCCCGCCUCUGGCAUCCUGCUGCGCCAAGUCACUAGGCCUCUCGGAGCCUCGGUCUACUCCCUUGUAAAAUGGGGGCAGUGGUCGUGGCCCAGCUCCCCUCC